AUGAAGCUUUCCACCAUUAUUACCCUCUCUGCCGUCGCACUCGUCAGUGCCGACAACUGCGAAAAUGUCGACCCAGAUUGCUCAGACCCAGGCUCCUGCUUUGUCCAGGGUGGAUGUGCCAUGCCCAGGUUCGACCUCACUGAUGGGCUCUGUUGGGAUGAUCUCAACUUUGCCAAUGUUCCCACGAUCCCAGAACUGAACGCCGUGUAUGAUAACUUUUGUGGAGUUUGCGAUCUUGUUGGUAUCCUCCAGGCUGAUCAGGCGUUCUGUGCCUUGUGUGAUUUGGAUUUUGACUGUGACGGCACUGCUGGUGAGACCACGGAAGAUUUGUGGGGCUUUUCCUUGUGCUUCUCUGGCCAGUCCACAGUCCAAACUCCCUCUGGCCAUGUUUCCAUGGACAUGCUGCAAGAAUAUGUCGAGCUUCAGGGAGGAUUUGCAAUCAUGUCGUACCAGGACUUCAUUCACAUGGCUCUAUCUCCUUUCCGUCUCUUCACCAUGGGACUUUCUUCCGGCAACAUUUCCUACACUGAGGCUGGAAUCCCUGCCUUUGCCUCUGCUGGAAUUGAUUUGGCUCUCUGGACUGAACAGCAAAACAUUUUGGUCCAGGCUGCUCUUUUUGCUGUAUUCUUUGUCCUUGCUGGUUGCUCCAUGCUUUUGGAGAACACGUUUGGACCUACCAUGGCUCCUGUUGCCUUGGUCGCUGGUGCUGGUGCUUGGGCCGUGAGCCGCAAGAUGACUGUCCGCAAGCUCAAAUCUGUCUAA
Molecule: messenger RNA, 762 nt
Organism: Seminavis robusta
Lineage: Eukaryota; Bacillariophyta; Bacillariophyceae; Naviculales; Naviculaceae
Source: the annotation of a GenBank genome assembly